This is a messenger RNA of Trichoplusia ni (cabbage looper), 1619 nucleotides long. RefSeq names its product syndetin-like. Gene Ontology annotation, biological process: retrograde transport, endosome to Golgi; endocytic recycling. Lineage: Eukaryota; Metazoa; Arthropoda; Insecta; Lepidoptera; Noctuidae. Gene Ontology annotation, cellular component: EARP complex. The record is from RefSeq and is a predicted model, not a curated record. Gene Ontology annotation, molecular function: SNARE binding.
GCAUGCUGUCAGAGGCAACUAUGGAGAACCGUCACGGACCCCCAGGAGUCAACUCCAGGUCGCUGAGCGCCGCCCACUCGGCUGCUGACCUAGAGGUGCUUCGAGAAAUUGAAAAUGUCUACUUCCAACCGUCUUCGGAAUUCGAUGCAGGCCGAUACGUGCUAGAACAUGCCCCGACGACGUCCUGUGACGAGAUCGAACAGGUCUUCACCAAGUUGAAGAGGCAGCAACAGGUUGUAUCAGGCAAAGCUUUGCACCUCAUAUCCCAACAGCGAGACAACUGCGACAAAGAAUUCAAAGAGAUACAAAACAUUCGCGAACAACUCACAACAACUCUUCAGACAUGUCAGAAAGCCCGUGAACAACUCAGGGCAGCCUCGAACCACUUGACAAUAUCAACAUUCGUUAUCUUAGCAAACUUUCGUAAACGCCAAAUCAUUCGAUCCGUUCUAAAGUCUCUCGAAUUACUCCGCAGUUUGAGAAGCGUAGAAACUGAUGUCGCUGAACUGCUUCUCAAAAAAGAAUACUAUGGAGCUAUUGAGCUUAUUUUGAAAAGCAAAAAAGCAGCUAGUAGCCACAAGGAGUACACUUGCAUAGCUGACCUGGCAACACGCCUUCAGGACACUUUAGACAUGACAGAGGAAAAGCUAGACGCGAUCCUAGCAAGCAUCUGUUACAGAUUCGAUGAAAUCAUUUUCAGGAAGCUAAGAAAAGCUUACGCCUUGCUCGGAAAGACGCAAGCGGCUAUGGAACAACUACACAUGCAUUAUUCUUCAGCGGUCAAUGAAUCAUCGAUUGAAGCUGUAAAGAAUUAUGUAGGUGAUACGAUCGAUAUGAAAUUUCAAGAUAUGUGCAUGUCUGUACAGCCAACGAAAGCUCCAAUUUGCCUUUUGAACUUAUGCGAGAAUCUAUUCUUAAUUAUGAAGAGCUAUUAUCUUUUAGUUGACUGGCAUGCGAAGUAUGAUGGCGAGGAAUCGAUUCCGAUAUCGAAUAAUGUUUUUGAGAUCGAGAAGAACGUUAGUAGGGAAUAUAUUCGGCAGAAAUUAAACGCUGGGCUGGUUAGGAUAUGGCAUGAUGUUCAAGCGAAAGUUUCGACGUUUCUAAAGAGUUCUGGGUUAGAAGAGUAUCCAUUCGAAAAGUUUAUUCAGAUGUUAGGGAUUUUGCGUAAGUUAACACAAGUUGCCGAAGUGUUUUGCGGUGAUAAAUCUGAUUUGUUACAGGAUUUUAUUAAAACUCAAAGUGUGUUAUACAUAAAGAAUUAUCAUAAAGGCAGAAUGGAGGAAUUGAAAUUGUUUUGAAAUGAGGGUUGGGAACAGUGUCCUGUCAAAUCAACAUUCAAUUUGCUCAAUUUGCAGGAGUUUAAACAAUUUAAAAAGUACCUGAGUGUUAGGUCUGAUACGUCAUUGGUUAAAACUCAGUCUGACGGCGCGUCCUCAGUCCAUUCUCAAGACGACAGCGUGUAUAUAUCAAAAUAUUUCAAGCAAAAUACGAGCCAUACGCCAUUCGAGAUUUUCCGAUGCGAAAAUAUUACGAAUGACGAUAUUUUCGGUUUAGAACCCGAAUUAGUGAGCGACGAUUCAGACGAUGAACCGGAAGAGUUGAAACGAGAUUUCGUCGAC